Molecule: messenger RNA, 1759 nt
Organism: Mercurialis annua (annual mercury)
Lineage: Eukaryota; Viridiplantae; Streptophyta; Magnoliopsida; Malpighiales; Euphorbiaceae
Product: AAA-ATPase At1g43910
Exons: 2
Coding region: 218-1696 (492 amino acids)
Molecular function (GO): ATP hydrolysis activity; ATP binding
Source: RefSeq, a predicted model, not a curated record
AAAACUUGUAUAUUAAUUUUUUAAAAUACAUGAACCUAAAAAUUAGUGUGGCCUUAACAAAAAUUCUACAUGUGUAUACACGUGGACACCAGCCACUGGAGGAAAUUUAAAAGCACCUUCUUCAUGAAACUUGCUUAUAAAUAUUUGCGAUUUCUUACACAAUGAGUCAAAACUGAAAACAAAGUGUUCUCUCUGUCAGUCAGAAACUUCCAAAAAAAUGGCUUCUCUGCUCAAAGAAAUGCCUACCAUGUCCACUCUGCUCACUGCCUACGCUUCCUUCUCAGCCAUAGCCAUGCUCAUGCGCACAAUCAUGCACGAAAUGAUCCCCAAACGCAUGAGAGACUUCAUCGCCGAGAAAUCAUCAGAUUUUUUCCACAACUAUUUCAACUCAGAUUUCACAUUCAUCAUAGAAGAUCGAUGGCAAGCUGUUCAGAACGAAACGUUCCGAGCCAUCGAAGUUUAUUUACCCACCCGAGUCGGCCACUCGACGAAGAGCCUUCUUCUCGGCAACAACGACAGUAACAACAUCACAGCUCCGCCUAAACCAGCCAUUCCGGUGGAUACAAAAGCUGUCGAUGUGUUUCAAGGCGUCCGGUUCGUAUGGACUCUACGUGAGAAAGAAUCGAAAAAAUAUUACAUUCGAAACCGACGAAAUUUUGAGCUGAAAUGCAGUCGAAAAGAUAGAGACAUGGCGCUCAAAACCUACUUGCCCUACAUUUGCAAUGAAGCGGAGUCUAUCUUAAGUAAGCGCGAGACUCUGAAUCUUUAUACUUAUGAUAACGACGGUUCUGUUUGGGAAUCAACUGUUUUCAAACAUCCUGCAACUUUUGAAACCCUAGCUAUGGAGUCUGAGCUUAAAGAUUCAAUAGUUGAGGAUCUUGAUUUGUUUCUGCAACGUAAAAAGUAUUUUCAGAGCGUUGGUAGAGCUUGGAAAAGAGGUUAUCUUCUUUAUGGACCGCCUGGAACUGGAAAAUCUACGCUUGUUGCUGCCAUUGCUAAUUAUCUUAAGUUCCAUAUCUAUGAUCUUCAGCUUCAAGGUGUGAAGAAUGAUAGUGAUCUUCGACGGAUACUUACUUCCACUACAAACCGUUCGAUUCUUUUGAUCGAGGAUAUUGAUUGCAGUACUAAAUCUUCGCGUUCGAGAACUCGCCUCCAGGGCGAUAAAGAUGAUGAGGACGAUUCUCCGAGUUCUGAUAACAAAGUUUCUUUCGAUCCCGGGGUAACAUUAUCAGGAUUGUUAAAUUUCAUUGAUGGGCUAUGGUCAAGCUGUGGAGAUGAGAGAAUUAUAAUCUUUACAACAAACUUCAAAGACAAGCUAGAUCCAGCAUUGCUCCGCCCCGGACGCAUGGACGUUCAUGUUUACAUGGGACAUUGUACUCCGUCGGGGUUCAAAAAGUUAGCAGCAGCUUAUCUCGGGAUUAAAGAUCAUAUUCUUAUUAAAUGCAUUGAAAAUCUCAUUCAAACAGUACCUAUCACUCCUGCUGAAGUAGCACAGCAGCUUAUGAAAGGAGAGGACCCUCAAGUUGCACUUCAAAGUCUAAUUGCAUUUAUUAAUAAUAAGGAGACUCAAGUGGAGAAAUUGCAAGAAAAAGGGGUUGAGGAAGAGGUUAUUAAACAAGAAAUUGUAAUGCUUGCUAAGGAGGAUGAUGUUGACAAGCGUAAUGACGACGACAAGAGAUGUGUGUAUCUUACUUGACAACUACUAGUAAUGUAAUUGUUUUAUUAAUUAUGUGAAAUAAAUGUUAAUUCGUCCCGUCUA